ACGUACACACAUACAAUUAUUAACAAUUGAUCCGUGCGCGAGCGAGCACACAGCACGAGUUCUUCAGUAAAUCGUCAAAGUAAAACGAAAAUAGGCAAAAACAUGUCCAAGUACAAGAUCGUUAUGGUUCGCCACGGCGAGAGCGAGUGGAAUCAGCUGAAUCUGUUCUGCGGAUGGUUCGACGCUGGCCUCUCCGACAAAGGCAAGGCUGAAGCCCUUGCUGCUGGCAAAGCUCUGAAAGAUGCCGGAUAUACUUUUGAUGUCGCUCACACGUCAAUGCUCACCAGAGCACAGAACACUCUGGGAUCAAUUUUGAAGGAGAUUGGCCAAGAAAACAUUCCAAUUAACAAAACUUGGCGAUUGAAUGAGCGUCAUUAUGGUGGACUCACUGGAAUGAACAAAACUGAAACUGCUCAAAAAUAUGGUGAAGAGCAAGUGCAAAUCUGGAGAAGAUCCUUCGACACCCCUCCACCACCAAUGGAAGCCGAUCACAAAUAUUAUGAUGCCAUUGUAAAAGAUCCCAGGUACGCUGCUGAGCCAAAACCUGAAGAAUUCCCCAAGUUUGAAUCUCUCAAGCUCACCAUUGAGAGAACUCUGCCCUACUGGAACAACGUUAUCAUUCCACAAUUAAAAGAAGGCAAGAAAAUCAUCAUUGCUGCUCAUGGCAACAGCUUGAGAGGCAUUGUAAAACAUCUUGACCAAUUGAGCAAUGACCAAAUCAUGGGUCUUAAUCUGCCAACUGGUAUUCCAUUUGUUUAUGAGUUGGACGAGAACUUCAAACCUGUAGUUUCUAUGAAAUUCCUUGGCGACGAAGCUACUGUAAAAGCAGCAAUGGAAGCAGUCGCUGCGCAGGGCAAAGCCAAGUGAACAGUUAACUAAUUGUGCAAAUAAAUCACAAUCAAUUCAUGUUAUUUGUUGAAUACAAAUUACACUUGCAAAAUUGUUUCUGGUUUUCACCAUUGAAUGGUUGAGAAUUAGAGAAAUUAUCCUAAAGUUGUAAGUUACCUGUACAAUAAAAACCAAAAAUAAGGAUAUCGAAUGACUCUUUGAACAAUUCUGUUCCGGUGUGUUCAAUUGAUAUUCCACAUAAAAUCGUUCGAAAAAUUA
Molecule: messenger RNA, 1107 nt
Organism: Trichogramma pretiosum
Lineage: Eukaryota; Metazoa; Arthropoda; Insecta; Hymenoptera; Trichogrammatidae
Gene: Pglym78
Product: phosphoglycerate mutase 2
Exons: 3
Coding region: 103-867 (254 amino acids)
Biological process (GO): glycolytic process
Molecular function (GO): intramolecular phosphotransferase activity
Source: RefSeq, a predicted model, not a curated record